CAUGUAAGUGCUGCGGAGAAUUCUUUGCAGUGCAAUUGCAAAAUUACCUCUUUUCCCGACGCCUGCGAGGGCUGUGCAAUUGUAACAUCGCUCUUUGCACCUACACGCACGCUCCGGACGCAAAAAGGUUCCAAGUGCAUGAAGAUCGAGGCUUGUAUUUUGCAUCUUUGUUGCAAAGCAAGCCGCUGAAGCUCCAGUGCGAGGGCGAUGGAGGGAGGGAGUGAAAAAGAAGGCAAAGUCUUUUGUGCUUCCCCUCCCCCUCAUCAAAGCAAGGGGGAAAUGUCUCAGCCAAAGGGAGGUAAGAGGAAGCCGGUGCUCAAGCUCCCCAAGGAGGUGUUCGAGCAGCCUCCUCCCGCCGCAGUACCACCCAGAGAUUUGGAUUCGAAAGCUUGUGUAACCAUCGGAGAGAAGAACUUCGAGGUGAAGGCAGAUGACCUGGAGCAGAUCUGCGAGCUCGGCCGAGGAGCGUAUGGCGUGGUGGACAAGAUGAGGCACGUGCCCAGUGGCCUGAUCAUGGCUGUGAAGCGGAUUCGGGCCACAGUGAACACCCAGGAGCAGAAGAGGCUGCUCAUGGAUCUGGACAUCUCCAUGAGGACAGUGGACUGUUACUACACAGUCACUUUCUACGGAGCGCUUUUCAGAGAGGGCGACGUCUGGAUCUGCAUGGAGCUGAUGGACACCUCCCUCGACAAGUUCUACAAGCAGGUGAUCGAGAAGGGCAUGAGCAUCCCCGAAGACAUCCUGGGAAAGAUCGCCGUCUCAAUAGUAAAAGCUUUGGAGCAUCUGCACAGCAAUCUGCAAGUCAUACACAGAGAUGUGAAGCCCUCCAACGUGCUGAUCAACACUCAGGGCCAGGUGAAGAUGUGCGACUUUGGCAUCAGCGGCUACCUGGUCGACUCUGUGGCUAAAACCAUGGACGCUGGCUGCAAACCUUACAUGGCGCCGGAGAGGAUCAACCCCGAGACGAACCAGAAAGGCUACAGCGUCAAAUCUGACAUCUGGAGUUUAGGAAUCACGAUGCUCGAGCUCGCCAUCCUGCGCUUCCCGUACGACUCGUGGGGCACGCCCUUCCAGCAGCUGAAGCAGGUGGUGGAAGAACCUUCACCCCAGCUUCCUGCCGACCAGUUCUCCCCCGAGUUUGUGGACUUCUCCUCUCUGUGCUUAAAGAAAGUUUCCAAAGAGCGGCCGACUUACACAGAACUCAUGCAACAUCCUUUCUUCAGCUCUCAUGAGGCCAAAGAAACCGACGUGGCUAGCUUUGUGAAAGUCAUCUUGGGGGACUGAGUUGCCACACUCACACAGGAGGGAGGGAAGAUCUGUUAUUAAGAAAAAAAAAUACAACAAACAAACAAAAAGCACCAAUGGCAGCACCUCUUACCUGCAGCCUACUCUCACCCCUCCCUCCAGAAACAGACAGGCGGAGCAUAAGAGGAGAAGCUGACGCAGCAGAGCGAGUGGUUUAUCCCCGCCCCCACCUGGCCUCCAUGUCCUCUGUACAGUACCUGACACGGGAGGGGUGGGGGAGACGGGUGUCGCACACAUAAUCUGGAAUAAUUUAAAAUGUCUGUAUGCAAAAACUCCCUCUGUGGUUAGAUUUGUACAACCUCUGUGCACCGCCUACUACUCAGACAUCGUUGGUAAUCAGCGAGUUGACCGUGUGGAGUUCAGCCUGUCCUCCUGGUUGUUGUUUUUCUUUUUGCUAGUGAAAAGAGGUGCAGAUUAUAUAUAUAU
Messenger RNA from Cottoperca gobio, 1731 nucleotides. It is a transcript of the gene map2k6, whose product is annotated as mitogen-activated protein kinase kinase 6. Gene Ontology annotation, molecular function: ATP binding; MAP kinase kinase activity. The record is from RefSeq and is a predicted model, not a curated record. The transcript is spliced from 12 exons. Bases 208 to 1284 code for a protein of 358 amino acids. Lineage: Eukaryota; Metazoa; Chordata; Actinopteri; Perciformes; Bovichtidae. Gene Ontology annotation, biological process: MAPK cascade; protein phosphorylation.